ACGUCUUUCGCAGUCGCUUUCAGCCGAUCGUCGGCAUCGCCCGUACGUCUGGCUCGUACGGUUUGAAGCGUGCCACAGUUUACUAACAGACGCAGUGUUUACAAAUAUGGACCCCAAACCGUAACCGGUAAAUGGGACACCGUAAAACUAAUGUGAAGUGUUGUGCUACUGUCUUAUAAAUUCACUUUAAUUUAAAAACAAACAAAUAGUAAGUUUUUUAUUAGUUAGCAUUUAUUUCCAGACAGCAAUUUAAAUUAAAACAUAAAACCUAAACAAACUUUUUGCUGAUUUUUUUAGACUGCCAUUGAAAUAUUUAAAAUACUUAAAACUUUUUGGAGUGAUGUUUUGAACUUUCCAAAAAUUGUGUGCAGAACUAAUUUAAAAUUGGAGUGAAUCGAACGUUUCGAAUGAAAUUGAAAUUAUGUUUUCUUUUUAAAAGAUUUAAAAAGAAAGGAAAGCUUUUCUUCGCUUUGCGGGUAAAAGAAAAGUUGGAAGGAGUUUAUUUAUGAAAUAGGGUAGAGGGAGACAGACAAAAUGGCAGAGAACAGUAAUUCCACAAUGGAGAUGGGCACAAGCGAUCAGGUGCUGGUCGCGACCAAACGGAAGAAGAGCUUGGUGUACGUCAUCGGAGGAAUAGCUAUGGUGGUAGCCAUUGGAGUGGUCAUAGCACUCGUUGUCCUACUGUCUGGCAAUGAGGGAGGUUCGGCUGAAGACCUGAUCAACACUACUGAAGGUCCCACGCCGAUAGUGGAUCCUUCAACCGCGACGACGAUAACGACAACGACCACACUAGCACCUGAAACCCCUGAAACACCACCAACAACCACCGAACCACCGGAACCAGAAGACGAUUCCAUACCAUUAGAAGACAUCAUCAAUGGAGUCUUCGCUUUGCCUUCCUUCAGUGGCACUUGGACUGGAGGAAACGAAGUAUUAUUCCGGAACGCGAAUGGCGCCCUAGUGUUGUUUGACGUGGACACUGACAGCACAACAUUGCUGAUCUCCAACUCUUCGGAGAUUCUUCAACAAUCUGGACGAGUAACUCUUCUGUCGCCGGAUCGUAACCAUGUGGUUCUGGCGUAUGGCAUUCAGCCGGUCUACAGACACAGUUUCAAGGCGCGGUAUGCAGCUGUGGAUAUUCUGACUGCUACCUCAAUAGCAAUCGUUCCACCUGUAGAAAAUACCACUGAACUUCUCCAAAACUUCAUCUGGGGUCCUUCAGGAACGUCUUUGGCGUUUGUUUUCGAGAAUAACAUCUACUAUCAAAGCAGUUUGACCAGCGAGCCUGUACAAAUUACAGUCACUGGAGAUGAUUCCGUCGUCUACCAUGGAAUCCCCGAUUGGGUUUAUGAAGAGGAAGUAUUCGGCUCGAACAACGCUAUGUGGUUCUCAGCUGAUGGCACUAAGCUGGCAUAUGCGACCUUCAACGACACUGAAGUUCGAAUCAUGAAGGUCCCUCACUACGGCAUCCCAGGGUCCACCGACUGGCAGUACACUGAACAUAAUGAGAUACGCUAUCCUAAGCCUGGCACCACUAACCCGACGGUGACUGUUACCAUACGAGAGAUUGCUGAUGGUGGUCAGUCCACCGUGUACGAAGCGCCAUCAGACCUCGACCAACCAAUUCUGAGGAACGUUCGUUUCGUCAACAAUGAGACGAUUGCAGUGAUGUGGACCAACCGUGUGCAGACUUCACUCUCUGUGCUACUGUGCACUUCCGGAACUGAAACUUGCACUCAAAUCUACACAUACUCUGAAGAAAAUGGCUGGAUUGACAACAUUCCUCUCAUGUUUAACGAACAAGGAAAUUCAUUUAUCACCAUCUUGCCACAGUCGGUGGACGGAGUACUGUACAAGCAAAUCGUGCAGGUGUCUGAGAACACUGCUGAGGACAACGCUAGCCCUCUCUGGGUCGCAGAGUCCCGUACCAACACUUCCAACACCGUUCUGGACAUCUUGCUCUGGACCCCUGAUGACGUCAUCUGGUACAAAGCAACUCACGUUGAUGACUCCGCUGAGCAACACAUUUACACUGUGAACGCUACCCGUGUUAUAUCCUGCUAUACCUGCAAUAUUGUACGGGAUGACGGUGGCAGGUGUCUGUACAAUGAAGCUAGUAUUAGCCAGGAAGCAACGCGAGUGUCCGUCACCUGCGGCGGACCUGAUGUGCCGAAGGUCUUCAUUUACGAUUCUAACGGAAGUCUAGUGAGAGUGUGGGACGACAACGCAGAGACAGCUGGACUAGUGGCUUCUAGAAGCAUCCCAGAGAUCAUCCGGCUUAAAGUCCACGUUGCUGAUGGCCUACCAGAAGCCGAUGUUCAGAUACAAGUCCCUCCCAACUACCAGGAGAGGACCAAUGUGCCGCUCUUAGUAUACGUCUACGGAGGUCCAGACUCAGCUCUAGUCACGAAGCAGUGGAGCAUCGAUUGGGGUACUUCUCUGGUCAGCCGCUGGAACAUUGCUGUGGCCCACAUCGACGGCCGAGGGUCCGGCCUCCGUGGAGUAGCCAACACCUUCGCUUUGAACAGGCAACUCGGCACUGUUGAGAUUGAAGACCAGAUCCAAGUUACCAAAUACCUCCAAGACAACCUGACGUGGGUGGACUCGAACCGUACGUGCAUAUGGGGCUGGUCUUAUGGAGGUUACGCCGCAUCGUUGGCCCUUGCUCGAGGUGGUGACGUGUUCCGUUGUGCUGCUGCUGUCGCUCCCGUCGUCGACUGGCGUUUCUAUGACACCAUCUACACGGAGCGUUAUAUGGAUACUCCACAGAACAAUACUCAAGCGUACAUCAAUUCGUCGCUCCUCACUCCGGAAGUUGUGGCAGCAUAUCGUGAGAAGCGCUACUUCCUCGUCCACGGUACAGCUGACGACAACGUCCACUACCAACACGCUAUGCUCAUCUCACGCCUGCUACAGAGGCAGGACGUGUUCUUUAACCAGAUGAGCUACACUGACGAAGACCACGGCCUAGUCGGCGUCCGACCGCAUCUCUACCACGCACUAGAAAAGUUCUUGCAAGAGAAUAUGUUGUAAAAAACCUUUAUUAACAUUCCAUAUACAAGAGCAACUUCCCAACAAGAAACAGGAACGAAAUAUUGCCAUUUUCAGUUGGCGCGGUGAAAGUAAAAGUGUAAAAAUCGAGAUGGCGCCACUUGCCACAGUAUCCCAGUGAAUCAAUCAAAUUAUGGGUAGUACUUAGGCGAUGUAGGUACCUAUUUAAACGAAAGUGUAACAAAACAAACAACAAUUCUAGUACGCCUACUUCUAGCUAAAGUUCUUAAACCCCUUUAGAUUUUUGAAAGCAAUAUUUACAAAAACAUGUUCUAUUAUGAAAUAAAGAAGAUACCUACUAAAUAGUUGUCUAAGAGCAAAUAAAAUGACAAAUUAAUGUCGUUAAAAUGUAGUGUGAAACAAUAAUAAGUAAUAUUUCAACGUUCACGCAUGUUGGUCAAAAUACGAAAUGUUAUAUAAUAGUAUUUAAGUAGAGCAAGUAACAAAAAGUAUUACUUAAUUCAGCGAUAAAUGAAACUUCCAACGUAAAUAAGUAUUUUUUAAAAUUAUAAAAUAUAUUUCAUAGCAAUUAUAUUUUAUUAUUAUUAUUUUUUAAAGACAUCGUGAUCGUCAAAGAUUAUGAUUAUGAUAUCCUUAAAAACAACUAAUGUUGCCAAAUGUAAAUUUGUACCUAACAGGGUUACCAUAUGGAAUUCGUAGAGUUUUAAAUAUUCCAAUUAUGAAUCAGUACCUAAAUCUAGGAUAAUAGUACGAAAUAAUAUUAUUUUGUUUGUAAAUAUUUAAAGUACUUUAAGUACAAAGUUUCUUAAAUAAAUGUGUUUUCUACAA
Pectinophora gossypiella (pink bollworm) is the source of this 3840-nucleotide messenger RNA. RefSeq names its product venom dipeptidyl peptidase 4-like. Bases 535 to 3033 code for a protein of 832 amino acids. NCBI's taxonomy places the organism in Eukaryota, Metazoa, Arthropoda, Insecta, Lepidoptera, Gelechiidae. Gene Ontology annotation, molecular function: serine-type peptidase activity; dipeptidyl-peptidase activity. The record is from RefSeq and is a predicted model, not a curated record. The transcript has 19 exons. Gene Ontology annotation, biological process: proteolysis.